UUCAAAAUGCAUCUUAAAGACAGAUUUUUCGACAAAAAAAUUAAUGUUGUAUUUUUGUAUCAACUGUAAUUAAAAACAAUUAUAAACAGCUGAUUCUCCUUCCUCCGAAAAUACGGCUAUGUAAAUUUCACCAGAAAUUAGUCAAAAGCAUCAUUAAAUGAUUCGGUGUUAGUAACACGUGUUGGAGAAUCAACAUCAACAAAACAUGGCAGAUGAACGGUUCUCUCAUAUUUCUAAGGAUCCUCGCUUUGGAGCUGUUCCAGUGAAAGAGAGGAAAGUUAAAAUAGAUCAACGUUUCCAGAGUAUGUUUAAAGAUGAACGCUUUAACUAUAAAUAUAGCCUUGACAAGCGUGGUCGCCCAUUCCGCAGCAGUACCAGUGAGAAUCUUCGACGUUACUACGAUCUGUCAGACGACUCGUCUGAUGAAUCUGAAGAAGAUGAAACACUUCCGGAUACUACUAAGGUAAAACAGAAAACAUCAAAGCAGAAAAAUGAAGUUGCUGCCAACAAGUUAAAAUCUAAAAAGGGUAUUCCAGAUAAUUCUGAAGUCUUGGAAAAAAUGAAGAACAGUAAUUUGAAUGAUAAACAAAAGUCACCAGUUCUUGUUGAAAGUGAAAAGGAAAGGAAAUCUUGUCAUUUAAAAGAACCAAGUAAAAAGGACAUUGAAGAAGAAAGUGAUGAAGAUGAUGAUGAUGCUGACCAUGAUGAUGAGGAUGGCAGUGAUGAUGCUGAAGAUGAUGAUGAUGAUGACCAGGAUGAAUCAGGUUUAGGAAGUGGUCAAGAUUUGGCUCGAGGCAUCGGUAAUGAAAGUAGCUCAUCAGAUGAUUCUGAUUUUGACUCACUAGAUGAAAAUUAUCCAGGACCAGAAGCUGAAAAUAUUGUCCAUGAUUGGGGUGAAAUGGAUAAAGAUGCAGUUUUGGCUUCAGAAAGUUCUUCUCGGUUAGCAAUUUGCAACAUGGACUGGGAAAAUAUCACAGCAGCUGAUCUUUUUGUUGUACUCAAUUCUUUUAAACCACCACAAGGUGCUAUCCUUUCGGUUAAGAUCUAUCCAUCAGAGUUUGGACUGAAGAGAAUGGAAGAGGAAAACCUGAAAGGCCCACCUGAACUUGCUGAAAUAGUAAAAGACAUGUCAGAUGAUGAGAACAAUGACAGUGAAGCUGAAGAAGGAAAUACUUUCCAUAAUGAAAAGUUACGUCAAUAUGAAAUAAAUCGAAUGAAAUAUUAUUAUUCUGUGGUGGAAUGUGAUUGUGAGGACACUGCCAAUUAUCUUUAUAAUGAACUUGAUGGCACUGAAUAUGAACAAAGUAGGACCUGCUUUGAUAUGCGAUUUAUACCUGCUCAUAUGGGAUUUACUGAGACUGCUCGAGAUGUUUGCACUGAGAUGCCUUCCAAAGACCAAUACAGACCAAACCAAUUUGUGAACAAUGCUAUGAGUGCCUCUACGGUAAUAAUGGAUGACUUCAAAGCUUAUUUGGCUUCAAGUUCUGAUGACUCUGAAAAUGAAGGACUUGAUGCUAUAGGAAGUGAUGACGAUGACCAUUCUGCUAAAAGUGAUAGUGAAAACGAAGAAGGAAGAGAAGAGAAAAUGAACAAAUAUAAAAAGUUGCUUGAAGCUGCCACAGAAAGGAUGAAGAAGAAGCAAGGAAAUGUUGAAAUGGAAAUAACAUGGGAGCCAGGCCUGAAAGAAAAGACUGAAAGCCUUCUCAAGCAAAGAAGUAAGAAACAGAAUUCAACUCCAUGGUUGGAUUACCUUGACAAAGUAAAAGCAAAACGGAAAGAGAAAAAAUCGGCACGAAAGGCUGCUGCUAAAAAAGAAACUUCUGAGGAGAAAACCUUGUUGAGUGACGAUGAUAUGCCAUCUGAUGUAGACUUAAACGAUCCUUAUUUCAGCAGUGAACUCAAAUUUGACAGCAAUAAAAAAUCUAAAACUCAAAAGAAAAAGGAGAAGAAAAAGAAGAAACUUGCUGAAGAUAGUACUGAAAACCUGACGGAACAAGAAAUCAAGCUUAAAAAACAAGAGAAGGAAGAGCUUGCUUUACUGAUGGCUGAUGAUAAUGAUGGUGAGGAGAAGAAGACUAAGCAUCACUUUGAUUUUGAAGACUAUAUUGAAGGAAGAAAAGUAGACAAAAAGAAAAAGUCCAAGAAGAAACUGAAGCAGCAGAAAUCAAAAAUAGAUGAUGAUUUCAAGAUUGAUGUAAAUGAUAAACGGUUUGAUGCAGUUUUCACGUCUGGUCACUAUAAUAUUGAUAAAUCUGCUCCUGACUAUAAGAAGAGUGCUGGAAUGGAGGAGUUGAUUGAAGAGAAACUUCGGCGGCGCUAUAACGAAAGAACACAAACAACCACAAAACGCAAGAAUUCCAGUGAUAUUUCAGGCUCUUCUGAAAAUUAUUCACAGAUGAAUGCCACAAACUCACACUCAACUGGUGAACAAUCUUUAGACAGUCUUGUUCGUUCAAUAAAAUCAAAAGUGUCUAAUUUACACAGUUCUAAAAAAAAUAAAAUAAAAUAAUAUUCCUAAAAUUUA
This is a messenger RNA of Octopus bimaculoides (California two-spot octopus), 2524 nucleotides long. RefSeq names its product ESF1 homolog. The record is from RefSeq and is a predicted model, not a curated record. Gene Ontology annotation, biological process: rRNA processing. NCBI's taxonomy places the organism in Eukaryota, Metazoa, Mollusca, Cephalopoda, Octopoda, Octopodidae. Gene Ontology annotation, cellular component: nucleus. Gene Ontology annotation, molecular function: RNA binding.